UUUGCUGCAAGUGCUUCCAUCUCUGGUCAUGUGACGUCGAGAACCCGGAAGUCGUAGGUGUGUGCGUGUGCUGUCAGCGAGAGAGGAGGCACUGACUGAGCUAAAGCUCGCAUUUAAGACAAGAUGGCAGGACUGCCCCGCAGGAUUAUAAAGGAAACUCAACGUUUGUUUGCUGAGCCUGUGCCAGGUAUCCAGGCAGAGCCAGACGAAAGCAACGCUCGCUAUUUUCACGUGGUCAUUUCUGGACCCCAGGACUCACCUUUUGAGGGGGGUACAUUUAAACUAGAACUCUUUUUACCGGAGGAAUACCCGAUGGCAGCACCAAAAGUCCGCUUCAUGACUAAAAUAUAUCAUCCUAAUGUAGACAAGCUGGGAAGAAUAUGUCUAGACAUUCUCAAAGAUAAAUGGUCACCAGCUCUGCAAAUUCGCACAGUGUUGCUGUCAAUCCAGGCCUUACUUAGUGCGCCAAACCCUGAUGAUCCCUUAGCAAAUGAUGUUGCCGAGAAGUGGAAGACCAAUGAAGCUGACGCUAUAGAGACUGCCAAGCAAUGGACCAGACUUUAUGCAGGAAAGCAAUGAAGCAAAGACCAGCCCGUCAAGUGAAGACGCACCCGCAAGUCAAGUGUGAACACAAGUCCUCAUGUUCUGCCAAUACCUCCUUUAUUUGCAUUUGAAGGACACGGUCAUAUUAAACACACACAUACAUACACUUGCUAUAAAUAAACAUGAAUAUAUUGUAAAGGGAAAAACUGCUGGUAAUUAGUUGAAUGCGUUCUAGUAAAAUGACUCGUCUUUGUCCUUAUUAACUCACUACUGUUUGGUCAGAGGUUUAGGUCCGCUCACCUGGCUUUCUUUGUACAUCAAUAGUCUGUCAACUGCUGCUUUUUAAAAGCUUUUCAAGAGGGAAAAACUUGUAUCCCACAUCUUUUGCUGGGGUUGGGGGAGGAUGGGAAAGAGGAAUGGGUGAGGAAAGAAGGGCUAGCUGUGGCCAGUAUGCUAUAUUUUUAUGUUUAUUUUAACUUUGGGUUCCUUUGUCACUGUUAACGAAAAGCCACUAAUAACUACUAAUAGUUACCGCCUGUAGUGUAGCGUGACACCCACCUGGAGAUGCGGUGUUGUUCUGGCCAAUCGCUAAUUUAACUUGCAGAUAAUAGGACUGAAAGCCAAACCUGAGCCUUUUACUGUAACUCAUUGCAUAAAUCAACAUCACUUUUCAACCACUUCUAGCCAGAACUGUGUUUUGUGCUUGACAGUGCUGUGGGGAGUUUGGGUGGACAUCAUGGACCUUGACUUAGUUUGAGCCCCCCCCCCCCCCUUUUUUUUUUUUUUUUUUUUUUAAUUUUAAUUUACAAUAUCUAGAACUUGUGUAUUGUAUCUUUUAUUAGUACAGCCAUGCUAAUCUCAAUUUUCUUUUUUUAAAUAGUGCAGCAUCAGCCUAACACGACAGUUAAGAGAGUUGGGUAUGACCUUCCUCCCAAUGGCAUUUCAACCACCAAGCGAGGGUUCCAUUUUCUAUCACCUUAUUUAAUAAUUCAGGAUUGAGAUGGUAGAUGUGAUGCUGGGAUGUGGUGCGAGCAGGCUCUUCCAGUCUAAAACUGUAUGAUUUGACACCUGAUGUUUGUUGCCGCAAAGUUAAUUGUAAAUGUAUUAUUUUUGAUCAUCUGGGGAGGAAGGUUUUUCCAGUUCUGAGAAUGUUAUGGAAAAACGAUCAUCUGCAUAGAUUUUCAGUUCUGUAAAUAAAGUCAGUUAAUAAAAAUUUGU
Messenger RNA from Corythoichthys intestinalis (scribbled pipefish), 1761 nucleotides. It is a transcript of the gene ube2na, whose product is annotated as ubiquitin-conjugating enzyme E2Na. Lineage: Eukaryota; Metazoa; Chordata; Actinopteri; Syngnathiformes; Syngnathidae. The record is from RefSeq and is a predicted model, not a curated record. The transcript has 4 exons. Bases 124 to 579 code for a protein of 151 amino acids. Gene Ontology annotation, cellular component: nucleus. Gene Ontology annotation, molecular function: ubiquitin conjugating enzyme activity. Gene Ontology annotation, biological process: DNA damage tolerance; protein K63-linked ubiquitination.